Aspergillus brunneoviolaceus CBS 621.78 is the source of this 1977-nucleotide messenger RNA. Its product is annotated as telomere repeat binding factor family protein. The transcript is spliced from 3 exons. The coding region runs from base 1 to 1977 and encodes 658 amino acids. NCBI's taxonomy places the organism in Eukaryota, Fungi, Ascomycota, Eurotiomycetes, Eurotiales, Aspergillaceae. The record is from RefSeq and is a predicted model, not a curated record.
AUGGAUUCCAACACUACCUUUACCCGAUCAUACGACGAAUCGUUAAUUCGAGAAUUACCCCAGCUCCAGAGUCUCCGCAUAGCUCCUCUCCGUCAGCCCGUCUCGCGCUUGCUGAGCGUGCCUUCGCCGCUGGAGCCGAAUGCCAGCCGAGUCCGCGAGGCCACCGCUGCUCCCACGCCCAUUAGCUCGGAGGGCAUUCUGCCUGGCCCCCGGAAUAAUGAUUCCGUGACCGCGGUUCCCGCGGAGCGUCUGAACCAUGCAUCGCGGCCGCCGAAGAAGAAGACUGAUCCCUCCGUGGACUCGCUCCUUAGCCUCGAGCCCCCGCCGCCCAAGCCCAUCCUUCCCGCCUUUGUUAAUCUCCGUGCUCUAGAAAGAUUCCCUUAUUCAUCGUUCGACGAUGAUUCCCAUCAUCCCCGCAAGCGGCGCCGCGUCGGGGUGCAGGCCGAGACCUUCGCCGAGCAUCUGCAGCUGCCCAUCCCGCAGGCUCAGAAGGAACAGCGCCCACCCCCAUUCGGGCCCUUUGCGAUCCUCAAUGGGCUCAACGAACCUCCCCCUAAUGCCGCUCUUCUGCCGCCCAUCGAAGCCGGCUCCAGCCUCACGCAGCUGCUGACUAAACCCUCCCGGGACAGCUCGGUCGUUGAGCCGGCUUCGCUGGCCACUUCCUUCGGGGAGGGUCCGACAGGCGAAAGACGAGAGGGCAGGAUUGAGGAUAUCCUGGCCUCUCCCAUUGCCACGAAGACGGCCCUGAGCGAUCGCGGUGGCGCUGUGGUCAUCGGACUACCAGACGACCCGGUCGCCCCGAAUCGGCCGCCGCCAUGUGACAAGACCGACGACGGGGAAUCGGACGACAAGAAGUCAUCCUCUGCCGACGAAAAUGAGGAGCCCAUAUCCCCUAAGACACGGGGCCGUUCUCGUAAGAACCUUCGCAAGUGGACAGAGGAGGAAACCACGGCUCUGUUACGUGGAGUGGUCAAGUGCGGCAUUGGGAACUGGACGGCGAUCCUGGCUCAGCCGGAAUUAAAGUUCAACAAGCGCAGCGCUUCCAACUUGAAAGAUAGGUUCCGCGUAUGUUGUCCCUGGGCCUACCGGGCUGCCGACCCGAACGAAGCCACGCGGCAAUUGCACGACACUCUGGCUAACGCCCUCUCGCGGGCCGAGACGGAAGGAUCUGAUGGCACAGCCGGGAAGAUUCACUUGCCGCCCCCCCGACCAGCCAAUGCGGAGUCCCUCUCCGUGGGGAGCAGCGUGACGGUUGGCUUGAAUGAGCCAUCUGGAAGUAGCGGCAGCAGCUCCUCGAACACCAAAGAGACCGCUCCGAAGACCACCAACUCUAAGCCGAAUUCCACGGCCAAGGCAACUCCUACGCUAACAAGCAAAUCCAAAUCGACCUUGGAGUCCCUGGGUAUCCCGGAGCCACAUUUUGCCAUGAAAUCCCGGCGUCGUUCCCGACGGCCAUUCACCGUGGCCGAGGACGAAGCUCUACUCAAAGGGUAUGCGGUGCAUGGGUUCCAAUGGACACUGAUCCAGCAGGAUACACGGCUGAACCUCGGCCAUCGCAGAGCCACGGACCUGCGCGAUCGGUUCCGGACCAAAUUCCCGCACGCGUACCGCGAUGGAGGCUCUGUGAGCGGUCGAACCCUCCACGACCAGGGGAAGGAGGCUUCCGACGCGAGAGAUGACAACGACAGUACGAGCUCAGGCAGUAAGCAGGGGGCACAACCUUCCAAACCCCAAGAAACACGAUCCGAUCUCCCAGGCCAGUCCACCCUAGGACCCAUCGAUCCUGCUCUUCCUCCGCCUGCUCCGCCUCAGGGUCUGCUAGAAAGCUCAUCUAAUGCAGCUGCGGCUGCAACCGCCCCGGCGCCGGGUACCGGUGCCGUAUUCCCCUUCCCACUGGACGAAAACACAGGGACUAGUGAUAACACCUCAUGGACGGAUAAUACAUUAGCGCCGAUGGUGUGGGAUGAGAUCGGAUAG